CAUAUUGAUGACGUCAUAACUUGUAUUUACUGGGGAACUGACAGCAUUCGUAGUGAUACAGAGAAGAAUUUACCAGCAAAAUAGACACUUUGCAAGACAGACAGACUAUGAUCUUGGCUGGCCUGAGUGUUGAGCCUCAGUGAGAUGACUGACCAAGGCAACAACAACAACCACAACAUCGCCCGUAACCCCUUCGCCGCCCUCUUCAGCUCGUUGGCUGAUGCCAAGCAAUUUGCGUCAGGCCAAAAGUCUGCACCGUUAUCCACUGGACCGCCACAAGAUGACUCCGGAGAGAGCCAAUCGGAGUCCGAGAACUCUGUCUCGGACAGCGUCGACGACAAUGACGACUCUGUGACAGAGAUCAGCCGAUCCUUCCGAUCUCGGCAGGAACUGUGCGAGCAACUCAAUGUGAAUCACAUGAUCCAGCGUAUAUUUCUCAUCACUUUGGACAACAGUGAUCCCGGUUUAAGAGGGGACAAUGGCAUCCCGCCUCGCUGUGUUUACCUGGAGGAGAUGGCGGCUGAUCUGGAUGGACAGGAUUGGCUGGACAUGGAUAACAUAGAGCAGGCGCUUUUUAAUCGUCUGCUGAUGCUCGAACCAGGAAACCAUCUCAUCUACAUGACGUCAUGCAGCGCCGUGAACCUGUCAGCUGAUCGUGACGCUGGAGAGAAAUGUGCCAUCCCGUACCUCUUUGCUUGUUUUCAGAGGGCAAAGGAAGAGGUGACCAAGGUGCCAGAGAAACUAUUGCCAUUCUCCGUUCGUUGUAAGAACCUGACGGUCUCAAACACACGCACAGUUCUGCUCACCCCAGAAAUCUAUGUCAACCAAAGUGUGUACGAGCAGCUUCUGGACCUGCUCCUGGAUGCUUACAGUAGAGCACAGCCAGAGGAGGUGGUGGAGUUUGUUGAGGAAGUGAUCGCCGCCUUGCUCUCCGACCAAGAGGUGCGGACCUUCCAGGAGGUGAUGGUUCCAGUGUUUGAUAUUUUCCAGGGGAGAGUCAAAGACAUGGAUCUGUGUCAGCCCUUCUUAUACUUCUACCUUGACGUGCUUCUCUACUUCAGCUACAAUAAAGAUAUUGCCAAGGUAUUGAUGGAGCACAUUCAGCCCAAAGAUCCGGCUAAUGGCUUGAUGUACCAGAAGAGCCUUUUAGGAACCGUGUUGAGCGUGUCUUGCUUGCUGAAAACACCAGGAGUGGUCGAGGGACACGGCUACUUCCUGAACCCAUCACGUUCCAGCCGUCAAGAGACUAAAGUCCAGGAGGCAAACAUCCACCAGUUUAUGGGCCAGUAUCACGACAAGUUGCACCAAAUGUUUAAAUACCUGCUGCAGCGGUCGAAUGAGACGCGCCACCUGCUGCUGUCGUGGUUGGGCAACUGCCUGCACGCCAACGCUGGCCGGGCCAAGAUUUGGGCCAAUCAAAUGCCCGAGAUCUUCUUUCAGAUGUACGCCUCCGAUGCGUUCUUCUUGAAUUUGGGCGCAGCACUUCUGAGGCUGUGCCAGCCCUUCUGCCGGCCACGUUCGCCCAAAUUGCUCACAUUUAAUCCCACGUACUGCGCAAUCAGAGACUUGAGUGAAGAGGAGCGGCGCAUUCGCAAUGUGCAUGCGAGAGGUCUUGACAAAGAAACCUGUCUGACCCCCAUGCCCUCCCAGCCCACGCAGGAGCCCGCAGUGGAGUCCUACAGCCUGCUGACGGAAAACCUCGUCCUCACUCAGCUCACCCUGCAUCUCGGCUUCCACAGACUCCAUGAACAGCUGGUCAAGAUGAACCAGUCUCUCCACCGGCUCCAGGUGGCGUGCGAAGAAGCCCACCGUACAAGCAGCCCCAUGACGGAGCAACUCUUGGAGCAGUUUGAGCGCCUGAUGAUUGUUUUCUUGUCAACCAAAGCCGCGACCACGCAGCCCGCCAUGCUGCAAUGCUGCCUUAACCUCCAAGCGUCCACCGCCGCUCUGCUGGUGCAGUUUGCUUUGGGAAACCACGGCCCCGAACAUGUAGCACUCAGUUUCCCGCUGCCGGCACUGCAGAACACCAUGCUCUGCUUUGUACCAGAGUUUUUUGCCGAGAAUUUGGGAGAUCUCUUCAUCUUUCUGCGUCCGUUUGCCGAUGAUGUUUUGGAGACCUCAGCCGAAAGUCUUGAGCAGAUUCUUAACUUCAUCACCGUCUUCAUGGGGAAUGAAGAGAGGAUGAAGAAUCCACAUUUGAGAGCAGAGCUGGCAGAGGUCUUAGAGGCUGUAAUGCCCCACAUGUUGCCUCUGGCACCUGGUUCUCCUCAGCCAAUCGUCUUCCAGCGACAGAGAGUCUUCUGCUCUUACAAAUAUGCACCACAGUUGGCUGAAGCCCUCAUCACUGUGUUUGUGGACAUUGAAUUUACGGGUGAUCCUCACCAGUUUGAACAGAAGUUCAAUUACAGAAGACCCAUGUAUCCCAUCCUCAAGUUCAUGUGGGGUGAAAAUAACUACAGAGACAGUAUUAAGCAUUUGGCAGACUAUGCAUCCAAGAACCUGGAAGCCAUGAAUCCUCCUUUGUUCCUCAGGUUCCUCAACCUGCUAAUGAACGACGCCAUCUUUCUUUUGGAUGAGGCUAUUCAGUACCUGAGUAAAAUCAAGAUCCUGCAGCUGGAGUGGGAUCGAGGAGAGUGGGAUGACCUGGCCCCUGAUGCCCGAAGGGAAAGGGAGUCAAGCCUGCAGAUGUUUGGACAGCUGGGUCGCUUCCACAACAUCAUGUCUAAUGAGACCAUCGGCACGCUGGCCUUCCUCACCUCAGAGAUCAAAGGGAUCUUUGUGCACCCUUUUCUGGCUGAGAGGAUCAUCUCCAUGCUCAACUACUUUUUACAGCACCUGGUAGGACCCAAGAUGGGUGCUCUUAAAGUGAAGGACUUCAGUGAGUUUGACUUUAAGCCUCAGCAGCUUGUCUCUGACAUCUGCACCAUCUACCUGAACCUGGGAGAUGAGGAGAAUUUCUGUUCUACCGUCCCAAAGGAUGGACGUUCGUAUUCGCCGACCCUCUUUUCCCAAACAGUGAGAGUACUGAAGAAAAUCAACAAGCCCGGGGACAUGAUUGUGGCUUUUGGACUCCUUGCUGAUAAGAUAAAGUCCCAUGCAGAUCGACAGUUGCAAGACGAGGAGACUUAUUCGGAUGCCCCAGAGGAAUUCUUAGAUCCCAUUAUGUCCACACUGAUGCUGGAUCCCGUUCUUCUUCCUUCUUCCAACGUCACAGUCGACCGCUCAACUAUAGCAAGGCAUCUCCUCAGUGACCAGACAGACCCAUUCAACCGCAGUCCUCUCACCAUGGACCAGAUCAGGCCAAAUGAGGAGCUCAAACAACAGAUCUUACAGUGGCUGGAUAAGCAUAAGCAGGAGAGGCUGCAGCUGGGACCAAGUGACCAGACUUGAUCCGCUCAGUGCCUAACAGUGACUGCAUCCUUGUUUGCUUUCCUCUUUUACAUCGAGAGUGCUCCUCUGCCUUUUUUUGGAGGAGGGGUAAUCUCUGGUGUGCUUGUCGCCACAGAUUCUAGACUUCUGUCUAAUACUGCGUUCAAAUCCUAUUUAAUACAGCCUAGCCUUCGUACAACAGACUGCCGCAUCACAGCUGGUUGACAAAUGUUUGCCCACUGGGAAACAUUAGCAUUUUGGGAGUAAUGGGAUUUUAAGCAGAAUAGCGCAACUACAGGACCGUGAAAAAGCAUUUGCCUCAUCCAGAUUAUUAUUAUUUUUUUAAUAUAUAUAUAAACCUUAAAUGUUUCAUACCAGUCAGCUAAUUUUAACCUCCUCGGCCCAUCGCAGACACGGAGAAAUGCACACAAAUGCAACUGAACCGGACCAUCAUGAACGAAUUACAGUCGGCGACUCGUUUUCGCACACCUUGCGAUUGACCCUCGACCGCAACUUGCUGCAGCACAAAAAAAAUAAAAUAAGAAAAUUAAGAAAAAAUGAGUAGCGGUAAUGAAAUAUGGUGUUCUAGUAAUGUGAAGAUUGGGAGAAUAAAAAAGGGUUGCAUAUUGAUAUUUAUCUGUUUCCUAAUUAUUAUAAUACAAAUGUCCACAUAAUUAUUCACAAUAUCAAUUAAUCAUAAGUAUAAUCAACAUAAUCUCAGCAAAUUAAUUUCAGAAGUGUAUAACACACUUUGCAUUAAUCAAUACUUCUCAAGUUUAAGAAGCUUGGCGACCCCUGGCGUAUUGUCAGUUUUUAUUGAACCACAAAAAAAAUGGCACCAUUUUCAUGCCCGCUGUAGCUGUUAGUGAAAAAUAAAGAAGAGCGUGUGGCUAGUUAAGAGACUGUUAGCAUUGAUUGCCCCAACAUUUUGUUGACAGAGACUCUCCACGCUGCACUAUUUUAACCACAGGUACACAUAAAAUGAAUAUUAGAAAUAUUAAGUAUUAUUUUCAAACAUAUACAUACUGUAUAUACUGUAUCGGUACGGACUGUCAGCAGUGGUCUGGAUUUGGCUUCUUACCUUUUUUUUUAUUUAUUUUUUGCGACAGCUCAUGUGAUACGAUGUUGCGUUUUCGAUUGGCUGUUGCAUCUGCGAUGUCGUGUCACAGUUCACCUGUGUAUCCAUCACAAGUUAAAGAGAAAGAUUGAUUGCAAUCAUUGCUGCCGAAAGUGGCACAAAUAGUUGUUGGGUUCAGGAAGCAAGGUAACCAACAAAUGCUAAUAAUACAUAUGGAUAAUAUAAGUUUUUCCAUUCAAACAGUACCGGCCGUCUGAGGACUAAAAAAAAAAUCUGAAAUUGAAUCUUCUCGCCCCUGUCUUGACUUUUGUGAUACUUUGACAUUCACAUCAAUUGUAAUGUUAGGGCUUUUUAAAUAUUCUUCACACACGUACCACCUUAACAAAACUUCAUAUAGCUACACAAGUAUUUAGUGAUGCUUAGAUGGCAGAGCUGAAUAUUUAUUACUUAGGCUCCAACUACAGUUGCAUUACUAAUACGCAGCACUUUUGUGUCAAGCUACAUAGAGAUAUAAACAGCACCUAAACUGUAAGGCUUUUUUUUUUUUAAAACGUGUGAGGUUUUUAUUUAGAGCCCUCAUUGUAUUUGUUUUGUAAAUUGCAAUGACGGCUUCAUAAGCACACGUCAGAUACCGCAUUAAGGAAGUCUUGCUGGAAAGUCGACGAUGCACAGCACAAUUCCUUAGUUUUAAAUGUGAAAUCUCAACUAUAUGCUUGCUGGUGCUUGACCAAAAAAACAAACAAAGAAACUGAUGACAGUCGGUUUAAGGAUACAAAUGUUUAUAUCUAUUACAGAGGUGCUGAACAUUCACUGGGAUGUCAUUUAUUCUGUUUACCCAACACAACAAAGAUGGGGAGGUGAGGGGUUAUUUUUCGGUAUUAUGCGUUAAAGAGAUGGCAAAAUAAAAAUUCUCAGAGAGGCGUUUAAAAUAAUCUGUUUGGAUUGACAAAAUCAAAUUACAAUAUAAUACAAGAGUACGGGCUGCUGAAUGUUAUUUUAUUUUCCCUGUGUUUAUCCUGAGACCAGAUUUUACUUUCUUAAAUUCCCUUUAAAUUGCUAACGGUUAACUGAUUGCUGGUAGUGUUUUGCAAGGAUUUUAUAUUGUUUGCAUUAACAUGAAGAGCCAACUGAAUUACACUUUUGACACAUUUUGGUUUUUUUAAAUAGAGAGCGCUGCAGGUAGAGUGCAAGGACUCAACAAGUGCAGGUUUAUCUGUUUAGAAUUUAAGAAAUAAAAGUUAUUCAAUGUGGUUGUGAUCAAGACAAAAUGUGAAGGAAGUACAGUAUGUGGUGGUUUGGCAUGCCUGUGCUUUAAGAAUCUUUGGUGAAAACAUAUUGCUCUAUUUUUGUUUUAUUGUAAAAUUUUACUUUGAGUGUACAGUAUAAUUAAAAAAAUAAAAACCA
This is a messenger RNA of Syngnathus typhle (broad-nosed pipefish), 5851 nucleotides long. RefSeq names its product ubiquitination factor E4A (UFD2 homolog, yeast) (gene ube4a). The transcript is spliced from 20 exons. Gene Ontology annotation, biological process: protein polyubiquitination. Gene Ontology annotation, molecular function: ubiquitin-ubiquitin ligase activity. The record is from RefSeq and is a predicted model, not a curated record. Lineage: Eukaryota; Metazoa; Chordata; Actinopteri; Syngnathiformes; Syngnathidae. Gene Ontology annotation, cellular component: nucleus; ubiquitin ligase complex; cytoplasm. The coding region runs from base 145 to 3390 and encodes 1081 amino acids.